Meloidogyne enterolobii is the source of this 393-nucleotide messenger RNA. The record is from the annotation of a GenBank genome assembly. NCBI's taxonomy places the organism in Eukaryota, Metazoa, Nematoda, Chromadorea, Rhabditida, Meloidogynidae.
AUGGGGGAGAAAAAGAAUAUUUUAAUUGAGAAGGAAUUGUUACAGGAAUUUUGUAAUGAAAUUAAUAAUAAUCCAAAUUAUAAAGAAAAUUUAACAAAAUUUAAAAACCAUUUAAUCAAUGAAAGAAAAUAUUAUGGAAUUAAAUUAACCUCAAAUCAACAAAUAAACAAUAAAUUUCCUCCAACAAAAUCUUCACCUUUAAUAGAAGCUGGAAAAUCUUUAAAAGAAAUAGAGGAUUCAAAAAAUACCACCAAUUUAAAUCAGACAAAAGAAACCAAUGAAAAACAAAUAAUGAAAGUACCAGUCCCUCGUCCAAGAUCGUUUAAAAGCUCUUUUCCAACCCUUUCAUAUUUAUUAACUCCAACAGUUACUCCAACAACGCCAAAAAAUUGA